Molecule: messenger RNA, 1834 nt
Organism: Rhipicephalus microplus (southern cattle tick)
Lineage: Eukaryota; Metazoa; Arthropoda; Arachnida; Ixodida; Ixodidae
Product: zinc finger Y-chromosomal protein
Biological process (GO): regulation of transcription by RNA polymerase II
Molecular function (GO): RNA polymerase II cis-regulatory region sequence-specific DNA binding; DNA-binding transcription factor activity
Source: RefSeq, a predicted model, not a curated record
UACAGCGACCCACAGUUGCACUUUGUUGUCACCGGCAAAGCCACGAUGGAAAAUUAGACUUUGUGAAUAAUGACGUUAAAACGGGACAAAGGUAGAAAGUGCCUUUCGUCUAGACACUCUGGCAGCAUUUUUGCAAGUCGUGACAACAACGUGGUAGCGAGCGUUCUCAAAAGUAACCACCGCAUUGUGAGGAAAGUUUCACUGGUCCGCACAUUGGUGUCGUUUCGAUGCGUUUGUGUUUAACUGCACUUGUAGCCGUUUCCCAAGAUGUCUGAAGCAGUGUCGGGUGACAAUCAAGGUCCUUGCACAGAUAGUGCUGUACGAAAGCUACGCUUGCCUCGUAAAGACUAUACCGCUCUCUUGAAUCCUGCACCGCUCGAUGGCGAUACAGAUACGUCCGACGACCCCGACUAUGUGGGGAACACAAACAGCGAAGACGCUCGAAUGAGUCCGUCCUGCUUCACCUGUGUGAUCUGCUUCGCCGACGCACCCGACAAGUGCUCGCACCUGGAACACCUCGCGGCGGCACAUCCAAACCUGAAGACUCACUGCCUCGCGUGCGAGUCUCAGUACGACAGAUACGCGGACUACACCAAACAUCUGCGCGACUGUCACCCGCGGGUGCUGCAGUCUAUCGACGAGGCGAAAGGCCUGCACUGCCUAGAGUGCGGCAAGGGGUUCAACAAGAAGUCCUACCUCUACCAACACCGGGCUCAACACUUCAUGCUGAAUCGCGUCCCGUGCGAUGUAUGCGGGAAAUCGUUCCUCGAAGGAGCCAUGUUGGAGCGGCACUUGGACACCCACAAGGAGCCAAGCACGCACAAGUGUUCCCGCUGUCUGCGCACCUUUCGAAGCGCGCUCGGUUUGGCCAGGCACGACCGAGCGCACCGGCGCCACAAACACUUCUGCCAGGUUUGUGGCACCUUCUACCAAACAGCGAUUGCCCUGGAAGUUCACAAUUGCACCACGCACCGAGACAGGGACGACCGGCACUGUUGCUCCCUGUGCCAGAAGGAGUACAGCAGCGCUGACUGUCUGCGCCAGCACAUGACGCACAAGCACGGCAGCAAGAUGGGUGGCGAGCAGUCGUUCUCCUGCGACAUCUGUGAUCGACGCUUUAGAUGGAAGUCAAGUUUGAAGAUGCAUGUUAAGCUUCACCAAGCAAUGGACACCGAUGUGAAGGUGUUUAAGUGCAUAAAGUGUGACCAGAUGUGUCCCAGCCAGUGCUCUCUCAAGGCUCACAUGAUCAAGCAUAGCGACCGUAGGCUGUUCCCCUGCAAAAUCUGCGGCAUAUCUUUCAAACGCAAGUAUGCCCUGAAGGAGCACUCCGAAGCGGUGCACCGUAUCGAGAAGAACUUCCAGUGCGCUGCCUGUGGUCAGACCUUUGUUGUGAAACGGUACCUCGAUGCGCACUUCAAGCUGGCACAUGUACCUGGCCCACAGUCAUUCACGUGCAGUGACUGUCCAAAGGUCUUUAAGACGGGAAAAAGCCUCAAGUCUCACUGGCGCACCUGCCACGGUGACAUCCCAAAGGGUCACAUCUGCGACAUUUGUACCAAGGCGUUUGCAUCAUCUAAAGACCUCAAACGGCAUGCUCUCAUUCACAGUGGCGACCGACAGUUUGAGUGCGGAGACUGUGGCUCUGCCUUUUACAGAGUGGACAAUCUGAGGCGCCACCAAAAACAGGCCUGCAAGUACAAGGACCUUUGAUUGUGGCCUCCUGUACAGGUUCCUGAGGAGCGCUUUUAUCUUGUGUACUGCGGAAGGGUACAUAUAUUUGAGUGCUGGAUGAUUACUAUCAAGAAACUGUGGUAUAGACCUUUUUUCACGGAAA